AUGGCGGAACCCCAGCCAUCACCGGACGUGCCGAUGAACGGCGCCACCACCACCUCCGUUGCAGGAGGCGUUGAACCCAUACCCUCAGGCCCCACCUCUAAGCGCCAGCGCCGCCCCAGCGUCCGCCUCGGCGACAUCGGAGACCCGAUCCCCCACGAGGCCCAUCCCCGCCGACUCAAGCAAUGGAAGGUCUUAUCCGAUUCUCACACUUCCAAACCCCCUUCCCGUACCCGUCAUGUCACCACCGUCUCCCCUUCCGAUGAACCCGUCCCCGAGAACAACCACCACCAUGAAACCCUAAACCUUGUUAUAAAGAAAGGCCUCCGCGAUGGGAAGUCUCGGCGAGGGCCCCCCGCCCAUCGCCGCCCACGAACGAACUGGAUUUCCAAGCCGGAUGAUCCUGAGGAGGCGGCCGAUUUGAAAUCGAGCGGCGGAGAGGAAACCGGCGAUGAGCCCUUUCGGGAAGGCUCUGAGAACAGGGAUGGGGAUGCGCCAUCGGAGACAGACGGAGGGUAUUGGAAUGAGGACCGGAAUGGGAUGUGCCGAUUGAGUGACGACAGUGGAGUCCGGUCGUGGCUUGAUCGGCUGGGGCUGGCCCGGUAUGCGCCAGCGUUCGAGAUCCAUGAGGUUGACGAAGAGGUGCUGCCUUUCCUGACACUCGAAGACUUGAAGGACAUGGGGAUUAAUGCCGUGGGAUCGAGGAGGAAGAUGUACUCUGCCAUCCAGAAGCUACGGAAGAGCUUCACAUGA
This is a messenger RNA of Dioscorea cayenensis subsp. rotundata (Guinea yam), 750 nucleotides long. RefSeq names its product ankyrin repeat and SAM domain-containing protein 6-like. The transcript has a single exon. Lineage: Eukaryota; Viridiplantae; Streptophyta; Magnoliopsida; Dioscoreales; Dioscoreaceae. The coding region runs from base 1 to 750 and encodes 249 amino acids. Gene Ontology annotation, molecular function: protein binding. The record is from RefSeq and is a predicted model, not a curated record.